Molecule: messenger RNA, 1422 nt
Organism: Diaporthe amygdali
Lineage: Eukaryota; Fungi; Ascomycota; Sordariomycetes; Diaporthales; Diaporthaceae
Product: sodium bile acid symporter family protein
Exons: 4
Coding region: 1-1422 (473 amino acids)
Cellular component (GO): plasma membrane
Source: RefSeq, a predicted model, not a curated record
AUGGUUGUCACCAAAGGGCUCCCGGACCCUGCUAGCCGGAGCGCCCAGGCCGGGGCCCGGCCCCGGGCCCCGAGCGAGGGCGACGAGGCUUCCACCGAGACGCAGCGGAAGGGAUUCGUCGCGUUCAUUUUGAAGGUCCUCAAGUUCAUUGGCGAGCAAUGGCUGAUCAUUGGGUUCGGACUCGCCUGUUUGUUUGGAUAUCUAUGGCCUGAUGUCGCAUCAAAGGGAGGAAUAAUCAGGUCCGAGUACUCUGUCCUCUACGGCUCGGUGGCUAUUAUUUUCCUCAUCAGUGGACUGCAGCUGUCACCAGAGAAGCUUCGAAAGAAUCUCUCCAACUGGAGGCUGCACAUCCUCACGCAGGGCAUCAGUUUCAUAUUGAUACCGCUUAUUUGGCUAGCCAUCAUGUGGAUCAUCAUCGCCGCCAACGGCACGAGACAUAUCGAGCCCUCCGUCCUCGUCGGAAUGCUCGUGCUCAGCUGCCUCCCCACGACCAUCGCCUCGAACGUCGUCAUGACCCGUAACGCGGGCGGCGACGACGCGGCCGCCAUCAUCGAGGUCGUCCUCGGCAACGUCUUCGGGUCCUUCCUCUGCCCGGGCCUUAUCUACAUCUUCAUCCCGACCACGGCCGAGUUCCGCGACUGGACGCCCUCGGACGCCUCCGGCAUCCCCGAGAUGUACCGGCACGUGUCCAUGCAGCUGGGGCUAAGCGUCCUGAUCCCGAUAGUGCUGGGACAGACCCUCAGGAUGCUUUUUAAGGAGACGGUUCUCUGGGUCCUGGACAAGUUCUGCCUGGCCAAGGUGUCGACCUUCUUCCUGUGUACGCUGGCGUGGUCCACAUUCUCCAACGCCUUCAAGACCGGGGCGAUCGAGAGGCUCCCCACGGCCUCGAUCCUUUUCAACGUUUUCAUGAACGUAGGGCUGUACGCGCUCUUCACGGGGGUGUGCUUCGUGGCAGCGCGGCCGCCGCACCGGCUGGUGAUCGCGUUCGAGACGCGGGCGGCGCAGCGGUACAUACCGCGCUGGCUGCGGCGGGUCGUGGCGCCCAAGCAGAUGUCCAAGGAGCAGGCGGUGGCGGUGUGCUUCUGCGGCGCGGCGAAGACCACUAGCGUCGGCAUCCCGCUCGUGGCGGCCAUGUGGCACGCGAAGGCGGCCGAGACGCAGGCCACGCUCGCCAUCCCCGUGCUGCUCUACACCAUGGAGCAGGUCUUCCUCGCGCAGAUCCUCGUCUACGUGUUCCGGUGGUACCUCCGGAGGGGCGAGGCCCACAAGGAGAGCAUGGACAUGGAGGCCUUGCAUGCGCGCCUUGGCCGGGGGUUCGAGGAUGUCGAUGGAGUGGAUGAGAGGGGCCGCGGUGUGAGACUUACGGGUGAUGAUAGCGGCGCGAGGAGGGCGCGGCAAUUUGAUGAUGUUUCGUUGGAUUGA